GUUAGCCUUUCGGGUCGUCCAGCCGCUGCUCCAGACUACUGACGUUUCAUCCUUUCUGUGUCUUAACCAACAUUCACUUUCAUAAGCAAUCUGCCUGCAUUAUACAAAAAGGAGAACUGUCUUGCGUCCUGAUUUGUUUUUUACCUUCUUUCUUUCUUUCUCUUCUGACCCCUAUCCAUCUCUCAUUUGCAAUAGCCCGACGUGCGUCGCACGGCCGUCGCUACGAACUAUACAGCAUGGCGACCAAGGCAGCCUACAAACGGCUCACUCGCGAAUAUCAAAAUAUUCAGAAGAAUCCCCCGCCAUACAUCGUUGCCCACCCCUCAGAAACCAACAUCCUCGAGUGGCAUUACAUCCUCACCGGCCCUCCGGGUACGCCUUACGAAAAUGGUCAAUACUGGGGUACUCUGAUGUUCCCCCCUGAAUACCCAUUUGCGCCACCCGCCAUCCGCAUGCACACCCCGAGUGGUCGGUUCCAACCAUCCACUCGCCUUUGCCUCAGCAUCAGCGACUUCCAUCCAAAGUCAUUCAACCCGGCCUGGGAGGUGUCCACGAUUCUGAUUGGACUGCUCUCUUUCAUGACAAGCGAAGAGAUGACCACUGGGAGCGUGAGUGCUUCGGAGGCGGAACGGAGGGUGCUAGCUGCACGGUCAAGAUGGUGGAAUUCCACCGGUGGAGGCUCUCACAUCAGUGCUACACCUGGAGUCAUUCCUUCUGCCAAAGGAAUCAACAAUGUCAAGGCUGGAGAUGGUGGAUUGAAAUUCCGUACGGAAUGGCCAGAGCUCGACCACGAGAAUUGGAGAUGGAUGAAAGACAGCCGCAUCGACACGAACACAGGCCAGCUUCUACCGGACCCCAAUACUGCCACCAAAUGCUCCCCAGAAACCAGUGCUCUCCGCAGACGGCCCAACGGUAGUGCUCCAGGUUUGGGAGUUGUUGUGGAGGGUGGCCAUGUCGCGCGAGAAGCUGGCCAAAGCUGGGUUCGCCGCAAGAAGAUUUGGCUAGGCUUCGCCAUCGUCUUCGGGUAUGCGCUGCUUACAAGGCUGGUGAACGAUGUCCAGGGAUGAGCCGCUUAAAUACCUCUUUUCCAAUUCAAAGAAAUUUGGGCCGAUUCCGUGGCGUUCGAAGAAUGGCAAGGCGUCAUUUGAUCACAACUGGAAUAUUGUUCUAGAUCUUCAAGAGCUUUGCAUCACAAUUGCUACUCAAAGUUGCGAAACUGUACAUAUACAUUAUAGCGAGAGCAAGAAUGAUAGAUCUCGAGAUACCUGCAUUGCAUAUCGGUUACUAAUAAUUGGUCGCCAAACUACAGACAUCAC
Aspergillus aculeatus ATCC 16872 is the source of this 1316-nucleotide messenger RNA. RefSeq names its product ubiquitin-conjugating enzyme E2. NCBI's taxonomy places the organism in Eukaryota, Fungi, Ascomycota, Eurotiomycetes, Eurotiales, Aspergillaceae. The transcript is spliced from 4 exons. The record is from RefSeq and is a predicted model, not a curated record. Bases 237 to 1067 code for a protein of 276 amino acids.